Molecule: messenger RNA, 1244 nt
Organism: Frieseomelitta varia
Lineage: Eukaryota; Metazoa; Arthropoda; Insecta; Hymenoptera; Apidae
Product: odorant receptor 13a-like
Exons: 6
Coding region: 1-1227 (408 amino acids)
Biological process (GO): detection of chemical stimulus involved in sensory perception of smell; sensory perception of smell
Cellular component (GO): plasma membrane
Molecular function (GO): odorant binding; olfactory receptor activity
Source: RefSeq, a predicted model, not a curated record
AUGCAAACGAAACGAAAGUCGGAUAUAUCUAUAAAUUUGUCUUCUUUUUUUUUGAAGAACAUUGGCUUAUGGGUAGAUGAUAAUCACGCGAAAGAGCCUCAGAUGAAAUUGAUACUUAUCUAUACGGUUUGGAACUCAGUGUGUGGCGUACUCAUUUCUAGCAGAGAUCUAUAUUUUACUUGGCUCUAUAAUGGCGACGUACUUUAUACUCUUACCAACACUCUGAGUGUAAUAAUAAUCUUAAUGAAAGUAUCCAUUAUAGUGAUGCAUAAGAAAGAAUUCAUAAAUCUGAUUGUGUACAUGCAAGAAAAUUUCUGGAAUGUCAAAUACGAUAUUCACGAGAAAGAAAUUCUGGACAACUGUAAAAAGAUUUGCGCGUUUUUCGUCUCCUCCGUUACCGCCAUUGGUAUUUGUGCUAUAAUAGCUUAUCUCAGUACACCAUUCACCGCACAGAUUGGAAACAAUGAAUCCGAAAGAAUACUUCCAUUUAAUAUGUGGCUAAAUUUCCCAAUGGUAUCGCCUUAUUACGAACUAUUAUUUUUGUUCCAGAUUAUAACCUUUCUCUACAUAGGAGUCUGUUAUUUUUGCUUUGACAAUAUUUUCUGCAUAAUGGCCAUACACUUAACUGGUCAAUUUCGCAUACUUCGAUACAGAUUUUUAAAAAUGUGCGACACAGAAUAUCAGAUAACCGAAAAAGAUGAGGAAUCAAUGCUGACAAAGCACGCAUACAUGAUCUACGAUACAUUUAAAAAAUACGUACGACACCAUCAGGCAUUGAUCAAUUAUUACAAAACGCUAGAAAACGUGUACACGAUGAUUAUACUUGGACAAGUGUUAGUAUUUAGUAUGUUAAUUUGCCUGUUUGGUUAUCAAGUGUUGUUGGCCAAAGCCAGCGCCGCACGACGUGCCGUUUUCAUUUUUCUUUUACUCGGUGCGAUGUCGUUAUUGUUUAUGUUUACCUAUAGCUGUGACGGCGUGAUAGAACAUAGCGAUAACGUUGCCAUUGGAUCGUACUCAGCUAUGUGGACGAUUAUGCCAAUGAACGAAUAUGGGAAGAUGCUUCGAAAUGAUAUCGUAAUGACAAUAAAGCGCUCUAGGCGAGUCUGCUGUCUAACCGCAUACGGAUUUUUCCCUGUGUCGCUGGAAACUUACACUACAAUUUUGAGUACCGCAGUAUCGUAUUUCACAUUGUUAAGAAACCAUGUGGAAAUAACAGAUAAAACAUAAUGGAUAACAAAAGAUUC